Lolium perenne is the source of this 2978-nucleotide messenger RNA. The record is from RefSeq and is a predicted model, not a curated record. Lineage: Eukaryota; Viridiplantae; Streptophyta; Magnoliopsida; Poales; Poaceae.
GCAAGUCACAACGUGCCUGGCCCCCUCUCAUCCGGCGUCCACUGGCCAUCCAACGGCUGAAACAAAGCAAAGGCGGACCAGCUACAGCGCCUCGCUGCUUUUCCCUCGAGAGCGGGCAAGAUUGAGACUUUUCGCGGGCCUUCUCGAUUCAGCUCGGUCGUUCCCGCCGCGCCGCUGCAGAGGAGAGAACGGGCCGUCGCGGCGGAGAAGCAGGGCUCCGGCGGGAGAAGUGGAGGGGAGCCGCGCCGCUACUGGGUUGAGAAGAUUUCCUCGCGGCGGAGAAGAAGGGGUCGGCGUGCAGCGCCGCCGCGGAGGCUGCCGGCGCCAAACCAGAUGGUCUUCGCGGCGCCCCGGAGGAGGGCAGCACCACCGCGGCCGUCCUGAUGAUCUUCAACGCGAAGCCCUCAAGGAUCAGUCCGUGGAUUCAGUUUUUGAAGCUGGCCACCAAGAGAAUUUGAGUGAUAAACUAUGCAUUUGGGUGUUGUCUGUGUUACUCCAAUUUGACUGAAUUUGAAUAUUCUGUUGUGUGAGAGGGAAGCAAUGACUGAUAAGUGGAUACCUAAAGUUGGUUUGAGAUUCAAAACUCCAGAUGAUGCUUGGCAGUUUUGGCUAGCAUAUGGAGGUCGAGCAGGCUUUGAUGUGAGGAAAAGAAACACUAAUUUGAGAAAAAAUUGAUGGUAAAGCGACUUCAUGCAAAUAUGUUUGUUCCAACGAGGGCGUUCGAAAAAAAGGGCAAAUUGAUCAUGUGCCAAGCUUUUUAGAGCUGAAAUGAGGACAAAGUGUGAUGCUCAGAAUAAUUGUUUCAUUGGAUCGGAUGACUGGAAAUUAUGAAGUCAUCAAAGUUGUGCUACAACAUAAUCACUUACUUCAUUUGCCGCAAACCCGACACUUGAUGGCAUCACAAAGGAAAAUUUCGGAACUUCAAGCUUUUGAAAUAGAAACCGCCGAUAAUGCUGGAAUUAGGCCAAAAGCUGCACAUGACUUGGCUUGUCUUCAAGUUGGUGGGCCACUAAACCUCACCUGCACUUGUCGUGACCAUAAGAAUCAUCUACGGUGCAAGCGACAACGAGAGUUGGCUUUUGGACAAGCCGGUAGCAUGCUGAAGUAUUUUCAUGACAAAAUCGUUGAGAACCCAUCAUUCCAAUAUGAACUGCAAUAUGAUUGUGAGGAGCAUAUUACCCACAUAUUCUGGGUUGAUACUAAAAUGAUCAUUGACUAUGCACACUUUGGUGAUGUUAUGACGUUUGAUACUACUUUUGGCACAAACAAAGAAUAUAGGUCAUUCGGGGUUUUUCUUGGGCUCAAUCAGUUUAGAGAAACAACUAUCUUUGGUGCCGCACUAUUGUUGGAUGAAACAAAGGACUCAUUCAUAUGGCUUUUUGAGACAUUUCUAGCUGCCCAUAAUGGAAGACAACCCAAAACUAUUUACACCGAUCAAGAUGCAGCAAUGGGGAAGGCUAUAGAGAAAGUAUUCACAGAAUCAUACCAUGGAUUGUGCACCUUUCACGUAAUGCAGAAUGUCGUCAAACAUUUAUCUCCCGUGAAGGACGGAGAGAAAGAUGAAGGUGAAGUUGAAGGCGAAGAUGAAGAAUCUCAUAUCCUCUCCAAUUUUAGUGCUUGUAUGUAUGGCUUUGAGGACAAGACAACAUUUCAAGAAGCAUUUGAUAAUAUGAGAUGCAAAGUGCAUAAGCAAACUUGGUUAGAUAGUAUCUACAAGUUGAAAGAAAAAUGGGUCGAAUGCUAUAUGAGAAAUGUUUUCAGUUUGGGAGUACGAAGUACACAACUAAGUGAGAGCUUCAACAAUGCAUUGAAGAACCAUUUGAAAUCGGAUUUUCAUAUAGUUCGGUUUUUGAAGCAUUUUGAGAGGACAGUGGAAGUAAAAAUAAGUAAGGAACUAGAAUCUGAAUUUGAGGCAAGGAAGAACAUACGAAGGAUCAAAAUGGCCACACUUAUGUUGGUGGAAGCAAGCAAAGUGUACACUCCGGUUAUUUUUGAAACUUUUCAAAGUGAAUAUGAAAGAUCCAUGGCUGCUUGCGCCAAAGCAUUGGAUGGAAAUAACAAAUAUGUUGUUUCUAUUGUGAGCUUGGAUGGAACAUUUGAGCAAGAGCGCAUAGUCAUCGGUGAUCCUUUGGCCCAAACAGUUUCAUGUACUUGUGGAAUCUUCGAGAGGACAUGAAUAUUGUGUGCACAUGGUCUGAAAGUGCUUGACUUGAUGAAUAUAAAGACAUUACCAUCACACUAUGUGUUAAAGAGAAGGACUAGAGAAGCACAAAAAGGAAGUAUAUUGGAUAGGCAAGGAAGAAAUGUGGUAGAAAAUCCAAAACUAGAAGCUAUGCUUCGAUACAAGAAUCUAUCCCAUAAAUUUCUCACUUUGGCCAAAAAAAUAGCCAGCUCUGAAGAAUGUUGUUUGUUGUUAGAAAAUGCACUUGAUUCCGUUUCUCCACAGUUGGAGGAUAAACUCAAUGCAUCUUCUACUCCUACAAAUGAACCAAGCAAUGGACAAGAAAAUGUUGACCAAAAUGUUGUGCAACAAACAACCAAUUUUCUGAAUGCCGCACAACUAAAGAAAAAGGAGGUUCAAUCCAAAAACUCAAAGAGAGCCAAAAGUUGGAUUGAUAAGUUGCAGAAGGGAAAGCGCAAGUCAACUAAAUCUUCCACAUCAACAAAAGGAGUAAAGAAACAAAAGAAGAAUGAUGUUGUACAACCUCAUGUAGAAGUGAAGAAUGAUGUUGUACAACCUCAUGUAGAAGUGGAGAAUGAUGGCAGCAAGAAAGGAGCAAUUGUGGUGCAUGAAGAAUACAAUGUCAUUGGUAGUUUUACCCAGCUCUUGACAGCUCUGGCUUGUGAUGAUGAUAGUCUCUAUGACGGAAAUCUAUUCUAGUAUCUAGAAAUUGGUAUAUAGGAUUUUGGGGCUAACUUUUGGUAGACUGUGAGUAUUUUGGAGACUAACUAUGGACUUGUUGUAGUAUCUAUAGGUG